AUGGUCGGCUGUAAUGAAGAGUCUGAGGAGGGAGACGCGAAAUCUUCGCCAAAUUCUCAUCUUUCGUGUUGCAUGCACAUAGAAGAAGGAAAGAAGAACAAAAACGUAGAUGAACACCUGGCCCUGGCAGUGCUCCACCACUGGGAGGAGAUACCAUCUGGUUGUAAGCUGGUACCAGAACAUGUGGAAACCAGGGCGCUGUUUAACCCUGAGAAACCAGGAAUUGAACAGGGUAAAAUAGAAUUAUGGGUGGAUCUGUUUCCCAUGGACAUGCCUGCGCCUGGUCCACCUGUUGAUGUGUCACCUAGGAAACCAAAAAGUUAUGAAUUACGCUGCAUAAUUUGGAACACAGAUGAAGUUGUGAUGGAAGAUGAUGAUUUUUUCACUGGAGAGAAGAUGAGUGACAUCUAUGUCAAAGGCUGGUUCAAGGGACCAGAUGACAACCAGUCUACAGAUAUACAUUACAGAUCUCUGACAGGAGAGGGCAACUUUAACUGGAGGUUCAUCUUCCCAUUUGAUUACUUGAUGGCUGAGGAGAAGAUUGUGAUAUCUCGUAAAGAAACCAUGUUCUCCUGGGAUGAGACAGAGACAAAGAUCCCAGCACGGCUAGAACUGCAAGUGUGGGAUGCUGAUCAUUUUUCUGCUGAUGAUUUCUUAGGUUCCCUGACUUUGGACCUUAACCACUUCCCUCGAGGUGCCAAAUCUGCCAAACAGUGCACGCUGGACAUGCUGAAGCCAGAUGCCCCUCAUAUGUCUAUUUUCAAGCACAAGAGAGUCAAAGGCUGGUGGCCAUUCACUGCUAAGUCAGCUGAGAAUGAUGAUCUAGAGAUAACAGGGAAGGUAGAAGCUGAGUUGCACCUAAUAACAGCAGAAGAGGCAGAGAAGCAUCCAGCUGGUCUAGGCAGAAGUGAACCAGAUCCUCUAGAAAAACCAAACCGCCCUGAUACAUCCUUCAUGUGGUUUAUGAAUCCCCUGAAAUCUCUCAAAUAUCUCGUCUGUGUCCAGUUUAAGUGGAUUAUCAUAAAACUCACCAUUCUUGUCCUCCUCAUCCUGUUCCUUGCCCUCUUCUUCUACAAUGCUCCUGGCUACACCGUCAAGAAGAUCAUGGGAGCCUAGCUGGACAUAGUUGUAGUUGUUGUGACUUUCUAGACGCCCAGACACCAGCUUUAUCUGGUUUCUGAACCCACUCAAGUCAAUCCGCUAUAUCCUGUGCAACACGUACAAGUGGCUC
Lingula anatina is the source of this 1231-nucleotide messenger RNA. Its product is annotated as otoferlin. The record is from RefSeq and is a predicted model, not a curated record. Gene Ontology annotation, biological process: plasma membrane organization. Gene Ontology annotation, cellular component: membrane. NCBI's taxonomy places the organism in Eukaryota, Metazoa, Brachiopoda, Lingulata, Lingulida, Lingulidae.